Messenger RNA from Physcomitrium patens, 3307 nucleotides. NCBI's taxonomy places the organism in Eukaryota, Viridiplantae, Streptophyta, Bryopsida, Funariales, Funariaceae. The record is from RefSeq and is a predicted model, not a curated record.
CCCUGCACUCCUCAUCUCAAUAUUUCGGGGACUUCCAACAAUCAGUCACCCGCGAUUAGGUUGCUCACAAAAAUCAAUCUGAUGCAUCUAUCCAAGUCUGCGAUGACGGACCGAUGAAGUAAAAACGAGUCAGAGUACGAGCUGAGAACCUGUUUUGCAAAAUCGAUGCAGGUGUUCUUAACUAACCAAAUUGCGAAUGAAGCCUUUGAGCUUGAGCUGUGAAAAUCUCACUCGAUUUUCACAGAAUUCAAUUGGACUCACCAGUCAAGUAAUCGGGGAAUUGAGAACGAGGCAUGGCGUGUCGGAGGCAGAGUCCUAGCAAAGCGGAGCCAGGAGGAGGGAGACGAUCCAUCAACGCCGCUCUCGCGCCUACCGAUUAAACGCCAAUAGGGGUUUGUGUUUUCGGAGGGUGUCGUGUGUGGUGGAGGAUUGGCGUUGAGCGAUUGAAUACCUGAGGGGAAUCGGAGAAGUAGAGUUGGUGUUGUCCUCUGGCAGAAGUUCUACUUUGAUGCAACUGUGGAGCCAUGGACUCGAACUAUAGCCAGGAGUAUGGUCACUCGAAGCGAAUUUCGGUGUCUUCCCAAGGCCUGAAGCGAAAGCCAAGCUCGACUCUGAGAGGAGUGGAGCAAUUAGAUACUCCUCUUACCACAGAGGAAUCCCCCGCAAACUCAAACAGAUUACGAGCUCCUACACGUACUGGUGAUGAGUCAUGGACAGAAGAGUCUGUUUGGAAAGUUUGCUUGGCUGCGCGCAUAUGCAACUCCCUUAUGGUUCAAACAUAUUUCAAUCCAGAUGAGCAUUGGCAGGCGCUGGAAGUCGCUCAUCGUACUGUGUUUGGGUCAUUAUCUUACGUUGGCAAGUGGAUUGUACAUCAGGUAUGGACAUCUGACGUGGGAGUGGCAACUAGGACUUCGGAGUUAUGUUCAUCCAUUGAUUUUUGCAGUUCUUUACAGGAUACUGGCUGUGCUUCGCCUCGACAAUUCCUGACGAGAACCCCCCGGUUGUUUCAAUCAGUCUUUGCUGGAGUUGGGGAUGUAUACUUGUACAAACUUUCUUAUCGCCUCUUUGGUGAAAGAGUCGCUCAAUGGGCUCUCUUUUGUCAGCUAUUGAAUUGGUUCAACUUCUUUUGUAUGCCCCGCACAUUUUCAAACUGCAUGGAGACGGUGCUGACAACAAUAGCCCUCUACUAUUGGUGGCCAUCUUCUGCAACAAGGUCACGAGUAGGCUUUUUGACUUCACGGCAGCUGGGAAUUCUCUCAGCAGGUUUGUCGUGUGUAAUGCGACCUACAAGUCUAAUAAUCUGGCUUUACGUUGGAAUAGCUCACUUGCUAGAAACGAUUACUAAACGGCAGUACAUAUUUGAAGAAGUUUUGCCAAUUGGAGCGCUUUGCCUUGGAUUGAUGACUGUUGUGGACCGCAUUAUGUAUGGCGAGUGGACCUUUGUGAUAGUUAACUUUUUAAAAUUCAAUUUUCUGUCUGCUGGAGGAUCGUUCUACGGAACUCAUCCAUGGCAUUGGUAUUUUUCACAAGGGUUGCCAUUCAUGGCAUUCACAUUUCUUCCUCUGUCUUUGGCGGGGAUCUGGUGGUCUCAGCAAUGGAAGUUGUGUGGCUUGAUUGCGUGGGUGUUGGGUAUCUACAGCACUUUGGGUCACAAAGAGUUCAGGUUCAUAUUGCCAAUUCUACCUCUGGUGAUGAUGUUUGCUGGAUACGCAAUUGCUAUACUGGAGCAGAAGUGGACUCGGGAAAAUGAUUCAUCUACACAUGCUUAUGGUUCACGUGCACCUGGAUUUUGGGCUAGAAUGACCUCUGGAGUAAAUCGUCUGAAGGGAAAUUCAAUUGAAACUCGGAAUGGAGAGAAGAAAGUUUGGGCAGUAUUUAUGUUGUUACUUCUGACUAAUUUACCAGCAGCUCUUUAUACUUCUCUUGUUCACCAGAGAGGAAGCGAAGCGGUGAUGAAGUAUUUAGCAAGCGAAGCUCAAGCAGGGCGAGCUGAACGUGUGUUAUUUUUAAUGCCUUGUCAUGCAACCCCUUAUUAUUCUUCCCUGCACAAGGAUAUUCCAAUGCGUUUCCUGGACUGUUCCCCUAGUGAUAAGCCCGGUUAUGUGGACGAGGCAGAUCAAUUCAAGGCUCAUCCUCUUAGUUUCUUAUACUCCAUGUUCAGUAGCUUGAAUCUGGAGGUUCUUCCUAGUCAUAUUGUGCUUUUUGAUUCAAUGGAGAAGCAUAUAAGCGCGUUCUUUCAGGCGGAAGGUUAUGUACUGGACAACAGAAUUUUCCAUUCACAUUUUCCCGUCGAUCGUGAACUUCAGGGUUAUGUGCUCGUCUUCAAACGAACUCCAAAGACUCCUUCUGAUCACACAAGAGAACCAUCAUCUUCAUUGUUCCCUUGAUGAUGCAGAGUACUUUGUGUGUAACCAUACUUCUCUGCCCGACCAAAAAAAUCCAGUGAACUGGUAUUGUAUUGUUGCAGCCGCUUAUAAUCUCAAGGUAUAUUUGCCCCAAUUUUCUUACCAUAGGAGAGCUUUCUUAUAUACCAUUGCAAGAUAAUCUCGUUCCCUAUUGAUGGUGCUUAUGUCAGGCUUCAACAGUCGCAGUUUCUCAUUGGUAUGGAGCACAUCGAAACUUUGGAGCAUGAUUCCACUUCAGCUUGUGUAUCCACCUAUAUUAACAUUCGUAGCAGGAUCAUCACAGGUACACAACAGGAGCAGUACAGUCUCAGAGAUGCGGUUAACCUCCCUAGAGACUCCUGAAUUGAUUAUCUCCCCAAUUUCUUUGAUGGAGAAAGCUUUAUUGAAAGAGAUCGCUUGUGGGGACAUGAUGCUAGAAUCAUAUUUAAAAUGCAGCAGAUUAGAACUUCUUAUUUAAUUCACUGUAUCGCGUCCCACUGGUGGCCAUGGAAGCUAUUCAUGCGUAUGUUUAUGAGGUUUGGCUAGAUGAAGCACGAUUAAGUGCUCAAAUGACAAGAAAAGGAUUUUCUGAACGUAACAGUAAAAGCAAGAUAUUACUGUGUUGGACUGGUGCUCAGGAACCGCCGAACAGAGGAUGGUAAAACUCACAUCCUUCAACCAGCCACUAGUUGUGAUCAAGACCCCUCCUGUUCAGUUUCAAGUACACCCUGAACGAAGUCGUAUGAAAUUGGAAACGGCGUUGAAGGAUAGGAAAUUUUGCUCAAUGCUUCGCGAAAAGGGCUAGUUCCGCAAUGUACGUCAAUCACAACCCUCCGUCACGCAUCACUUGGUGGUUGGUAUUUCACCAACGAGGAAAAUUGGUCGUGGUUUUCAUUUCUAAGAAAAGACAUUUUCCAUUAUCA